UGGUAUGCGUUUGAGUAUUUGAGAAGUUUUGCUGCGUGAUGCAAUAGCUGAGUUUGUUCUGAAAACGGAAAUAAAACUCCUUCAAGAUGAUAAUUCCGCAGUACGACUUGUCGCAGAGUAGUUCCUCUGUUUGUGUGAAAGUGCGUGCCCCUUAUUCGAACUUCACAGAAGCGGAUUGGGAUACUGAAGGUGGAGUGUUUCUAUUCCACUGUCAGCCAUACUUUCUCAGGCUAGACUUCGGGACUGAUUUCGACCAGAUUGGAUCCAAGUCUAGCUAUGACGUGGACCUUGGCGUGUACUCGUUCUCUCUAGCUAAAACAUUUCCCGGAACAGAAUACAAACUACAAGUACCGGAUACGUCUGGUGCUGGCCCAGAAAAUUUACCAAACAGCUUGAAAAAGGAAAAUGCAGGCAACAGACUGUCCAAAAAAGAAGAUUUGAUCUUUGAGAAAGCGUGCGUUGAGCUAGAAGGAGAUUCAAUCAGUUCAGAUGAAACGUCUUCAGAAUCUGAUGAAGAUCAAAACAACGCGGAUGCGUCUUUGAAGUGUCAGGCUGGAUAUGGAUUCGGAAAUACUCUCACUGGGAAACUUGACUCAAUAGACGAAGUGGCAUCGGGUGUGUUCGAAUUGUCUCCUCUUUUGCUACCAGAGCAUCGAACUCUAAGGAGACGAGAAAUAGAAAAUGUCCGAAUAGCAGAUAAUGCCAAUCAUCUCCGAAAAAGCUUUUUGGACGAAGAAGUGCGGAACGCGGCUGAUAUGCUGGGCGAGGACCCUUUGGAGAAGCAGUGUCUCGGAAUUUCUCUUGAAUUGGAUAAAAUUCAGCUGACAAGAGAGCACAAAGACAUUUUGAAGGACUUCCGAUUCAGGAAGCUGUUGUUGGAAGGUAGUCAGUCUAAACUGUGCUAUAUUACCCUGCUUGAAAUUUUGCUCGGCUGGGCUUACGACAGGCGAGUCUCCGGAGGCGAAAGACACUCGGAGUCCUGCUGGAACAUUGUCCGUCUCAGUCCCACAAUCUCUUGUCUUCUGCCUCAUAAUGAAAGUUUAUCUUCAGUACCGUCUUUGACACAGUGUUGUGAGGCAUUUGCUCAGAGGGUGAUACUGUAUCCGCUUUGCAGAAGUUUGACAGUUGCUAAUGCAUGUAUACAGGACGUCUCUCAACUUCUUCUGAACUCCAACUACUCUGACUCGACUCUAUUACCAUCUCCUUCGACUGUCAAUCACGAGGCAUUGCUAUCUAUAAUUUUGGACGUGUACACAUGUAUGGGCAGUAAUAGCGGUGAGGCCUGGUAUCUUAUUAAUGAACUGUUCAUGCGUCCAUGUAUCUCUUGGCUACACGUCAAUGCCGACCAAAGAGUUCUGCGUGCGAUAGGGGAAGAUCUAAAACACAUCAAAGUUAACGCAGAUAUGUUGCCCAUGUAUGAUAUGGUGAUGUCAGUUAACGGGACAGGUGCUGAAGAAUCAGAACAGAUGUUGAUGCAGGGUCUCAAAAGUCUGGGGCUUCAAGAAGUACAAGAAUGUGACGAUAGGAAUGAAUCACCUGAAAAGAAAAUGCUACUGUGUCGCGUGAAGGAAACAAGUUCGGAUAGCGAUGAUGACUAAGUUUUUUUUAGUCUAUCUUGACUAGCACUGUGGACGAAGAUUUGUUUUUGUUUCAAUUUCGUUAUUUGUUGAAGUAAUUUUUGAAGCUUC
Symsagittifera roscoffensis is the source of this 1688-nucleotide messenger RNA. Its product is annotated as protein SHQ1 homolog. Gene Ontology annotation, cellular component: cytoplasm; nucleoplasm. The record is from RefSeq and is a predicted model, not a curated record. Gene Ontology annotation, biological process: box H/ACA snoRNP assembly. Bases 87 to 1598 code for a protein of 503 amino acids. Lineage: Eukaryota; Metazoa; Xenacoelomorpha; Acoela; Convolutidae. The transcript is spliced from 6 exons.